Molecule: messenger RNA, 1527 nt
Organism: Hordeum vulgare subsp. vulgare (domesticated barley)
Lineage: Eukaryota; Viridiplantae; Streptophyta; Magnoliopsida; Poales; Poaceae
Exons: 3
Coding region: 23-1375 (450 amino acids)
Source: RefSeq, a predicted model, not a curated record
CGACUUCGAGAUCCAAUCUCCCAUGUUAUUAGAAGAAAAAUCCCUCAAGAAAACGAAGAAAAAGGUCCAAUUCUCCAACGCCGUCGCCCGCAAUCGGAGAGUAGAGGCGAAGCGGCGACCGAAGAUGUGCCCCCGUCGCCGAGAUCACGCGCGGAAGGGGCUAAACUCAAUGGAGGCGAGGGUAGCGAAGGUCACCUCGGCGACGUCCUUCUCCAAGCCCCCACCGCUGGCGCUCCCGAAGACGGCGCAGUUCUUCCUCCGGCACCUCCCGAACCGCAGCCGUGGUGGCGCCAGUGUCGUCCCCCACGUGGAGUGGGAGAGGAAGACAGAUCUGAGGGACUCCAUCCACGACGCCUACCUCCGUGCCCUCGCGCGGCUCCCUUUCAACGCACCCCAUGGCGUGCCGACGGUGCCAGCCCUCCUGCCCGCCCUCCUAGCCGGCGGCUACUGCUUCGGGCCUCUCUCCGAUGGCGCCUCCAACGUCAUCGUCAACACGGUUUGGCUCUUCGCCGCCUCCUCCCCUGCCCGCUUCGCCGCCGUCGACACCGUUGUCGAUGUCGUCGACAUCAAUGACAUCGAGCACGGGUCCUUCCUCGGCCUCAAUCGCGUGGUUCACGACGUUGGUCGUAACUAUGACUACUACCAUGCUGCAGCUGUUGCCGCAAAGCACCCCAACUGCGAGGCCUUCGCUGCGUUUGCGCAGUCCGGAGUUGCCACGAGCCCUGCCGUCACAGAACUGCUCGCCGGUGGCAGCAGCGCCAAUCUCUCCGCCGAGGAUAUCGAGCGACUGGCUGUCCUACUCGUUCGACCUUCGACUCCUCCGCUCGACUCUUGCCUGGUUCUAGAGUCCAAGUUCACGGCGGAGAGGGAGGAGUACAUGAGAGCCAGGCAAGAAUGGAAACGAAAGUUGGCUAACAUGGCGAUUCAGCAUUGGAACCGCACCAUUGGGGGGCCAGAGCUACAGCUCCAUGUUGUUUGUGACGCCAGUGCUGUCUGUCAUAAUUACCAACAUAUCAACUUCAUGGCCACCUCAAGUGAUAAUCCGGCAGCCAUACAGCUCUUCUUUGCAGAAUAUGAAAAACAAAUGGGGGUCGUGCUUUGCUGCCCUGUACAAGACUCCGUCUCACUAAGCGGUCACUGUGAUCUUUGUGAGGGUCUUGAUGAAAGGCUUAUCCACCCAGCUUUUGGAGCAUACAAUUUCCGCAGUCCCCUUGAUGCUACCUCUGGUAUAAUUGACUUUGAUGUUGCAAAUCUGCUGGAUAUCAAAUAUGCUCGGCACCUUUGGGGAUCGAGGCACAUGGGUCGUGCUUUUUACCCUUCUGAUGAUUUUUAUUCCAGCGCUGAUUGGAAGUGUGAUUUCAUGGUAUUUCGGUAGUUCAGUUGUUAUGGGAAGUUGCUUUUUAUGUACUUGCAAGCAAAAAAAGGAGAGAGGACGUAGAUCUCCGAAAUGUAAUACUAGUACAUUGAUUAUUUUCGUAUUCCCUUGUACCUCCCUAAUUGGGUUGAUUGAUAUAUGUUUUGAGACCA